Olea europaea var. sylvestris is the source of this 528-nucleotide messenger RNA. Its product is annotated as polygalacturonase-like. The transcript has 4 exons. The record is from RefSeq and is a predicted model, not a curated record. Gene Ontology annotation, molecular function: polygalacturonase activity. Bases 1 to 528 code for a protein of 175 amino acids. NCBI's taxonomy places the organism in Eukaryota, Viridiplantae, Streptophyta, Magnoliopsida, Lamiales, Oleaceae. Gene Ontology annotation, biological process: anther dehiscence; pectin catabolic process; fruit dehiscence.
AUGAUCAACAAGUUCUACCUAAAGAUUCAAAAUGCACAACAAAUUCACGUGUCCUUCCAGAAGUGCAAAAAUGUUCAAGCUUCAAAUCUCACAAUAUCUGCUCCCGAGGGAAGCCCCAACACCGAUGGCAUUCAUGUCUCAAAAUCCCAAAACAUUGAGAUUUCGAGUUGUACAAUAGGGACAGGUGACGACUGCAUUUCAAUAGUCAAUGGAUCGCAGAAUGUCCAGGCGACAGAUAUCACUUGUGGACCGGGUCAUGGCAUCAGUAUCAGAAGCUUGGGAUAUCGCAAUUCAGAAGCUUAUGUCUCAGGUAUAGUCGUGAAUAGAGCUAAGCUUUCAGGAACGAAAAAUGGUGUCCGGAUCAAGACAUGGCCGAAAAAUUCCUCGAAUUGGUUUGCCCUUUCCAUAAGGGAUAUAAUUGACAACUCGAAAUUGCACAUUAUUCCUUUCCGAUAUAGUGGAUCACUCAUUCUCGCUUAUCGAAGAACUCGCUUUCAAGUGAAGGCCCUCACUUGGCUCGGGGGAUAG